This is a messenger RNA of Sycon ciliatum, 2820 nucleotides long. RefSeq lists its product as uncharacterized. NCBI's taxonomy places the organism in Eukaryota, Metazoa, Porifera, Calcarea, Leucosolenida, Sycettidae. The record is from RefSeq and is a predicted model, not a curated record. The transcript is spliced from 8 exons. The coding region runs from base 31 to 2580 and encodes 849 amino acids. Gene Ontology annotation, molecular function: protein binding.
GUGUGCUCCGUGAGCAAAUCUCUUGGACUCAUGGAGAUACUUUACAUUUCAACACCUAAGACAUUUGAUGAGGCCACCACCGAGUGCGCAGGUAGAGGCAGCAUUCUGGCCAAUCUCCAGAGCAUAAACCAUACAGAGUGCGCAGGGUCAGUGCUUGGACCACGAAAUGGUCAAUGCAACAGUUCCUCAGGUGAUAACUGCAGGAAUGCCUCGUCCGGCUGCGAAAGCAAUACUUGCAAUGUGUGGGUUGCUCUACAACGACCAUCUAAAAAAUGGACAUGGGUGUUGCCUGUUCCAUCCAUACCGAGUACAAUUCCAUGGAGAAAUUCAACAACAGGAGGUAGUGGAGAGCGAAAAUGUGGUUAUUAUUCACCUGAAGAAGAGGGUUUCGGAAUCGAUUCUUGCACAAUGAAGCUAAGUUUCUACUGUCAAAGAUAUACACCAAAUGCGCCUUCCAAUAUUACUGUCAACUCCACGGAAACUGAGAUCUCGGCAAGGAUAUUGCAGCCACACAUACUUCUGGAGUGGAUAACUGGAUUCUGCUUUGCGUACGGGAAAAACAGCACAAAUUUCACGACUUCAGUCUGUGACACAAAUGUAUCCACGGUUUUCGGAAAACUAAGUUCCAACACGUUAUACCGAGUCCGAGCAUUUUACAACACUACGAUCGGAAUACACAGCAGCGUGUCUCCAGAAGUCUACAUUGGAACAUUGCCAAAAGCACCAAAACCGCCUCUGGAAAUGAGCAUCUUCAGUUCUGCGAUCACCGUGCUGCUAAGUCCGAUGGAAGUAGGCAGCCUACCCAUACUUCAGUACUGUGCGUACGGAAAACCAGCUAUUGAUCAGAAUGGGAAUCUGCCGUCGGUGUCAGCAUGCAGCGUUUCUAAUAGAGUCACCUUAACAGGUUUGACUAUAAACACCACCUACAUCAUCAGUACGUAUAAUAGCAAUGAAUACGGAGAUAGUGAUCAGUCCAUAUCCAUUCGCAUCACCACUUUGCCUCCAGUGAAAUGGGAUGCGUGUGCUCAAACCAGCACCAGCACUUGGCAAGUCGAUUGGACUUUUCAAGAUGACCACAAAACCUGGAAAGACGCCAACAUAUCCUGUAGGUUCUUUGGCGGAUCACUGGCUACUGUCCAGACAAUGGCUCAGCUGCAGUGUGCUAACCGGACCGCAGAAGGAUUAUCCGCCACGUGGGUAGGCCUGACUGGUACAUGGAGCGCCGGAAACUGGACUGCUUGGAAAUGGGAAGCUGCAUUGUCGGCCGUUACGGCGCAACUUCCAUGGGGAUCAAAAUUUCCAGCGACUCGGGAUGAUUACAUAUACGGAUACUAUCAGCCAGACAUUUUCAGAUUACGGAACUGGGACAACAACCAUAGACUUCGGUACCUCUGUAAACGAUAUGUGCCUAAAAAAAACUGGUACGUAUGUUCACAGGGCCAAGAAGCAUCGGGAAGACUCGAGACACUUUAUAUUGCCAAACCUAACAUAUACGAAGAUGCGUCUGCUGAGUGUGCCCGGCGAGGUAGCAUUCUGGCGAAUAUCCAGAAUAGAUAUCAUGCCGAGUGUGCAGGAGACCUGCUUGGACCCCGAAACGGUCAGUGCAACAGUUCUUCCAGUGAUAACUGCACGACUUCCUCGUACCUCUGCAAAACCAAUACAUGCAAUGUAUGGGUUGCUCUUCAACGACCAUCUCAAUCCAAAACCUGGACAUGGAUGCUACCGGUUCCAAUCUCAGCAAACAAUGUUUCUUGGAUUACUGCACCACUGGAAGGAGGAGGUGGACGAAACGAAUGUGGCUAUUAUUCUCCAGAGAAGGAGAGCUUUGGAAUCGAAUCUUGUUCAAUGAAGCUAAGUUUCUAUUGCCAAAGAUAUACACCAAAUGCGCCCUCAGGCAUAGCUGUCAACUCUACGGACACUGAAAUAGCUGCACGCAUAUUGCAACCACAGAUACUAAGAGAUUGGGUGUCAGAAUUCUGCUUUGUGUACGAAAAGAAUGGCACUGCGGCAGCGUCCACUGUAGUUUGUACAAACAAGGAGUCAACCGUUUUAUCAGGCCUGGCACACAACACUUUGUACAUGGUCAGAGCAUUCUCUAAAACAACGAUCGGACACAAUAGUAGCAUGUCCCCUGAAGUCUAUAUUGGGACACUGCCUAAAGCACCAACAACUGAUCAAGUCGACGCAACAAGUGGCUACCAAGCCGCAAGCCGCUCCAAAUCUGCAGCGAUAAUUGCGGGAGGGUCAAGCGCAGGACUGCUGGUGCUGGCUGCGACAGUUUUUCUGCUAUGGAAAUUAAAGUUGACACCCGCGAAACCUAAUCCUGUGCUGACUAACUGCGAACUGGACGAAAGAACUCAAUCUGUUUCCCAUGAUGAUGAACAUGAUUUGGUUCAGAACACGUGCACUAGUAUGGAUCCCAAUGAGGCGUACGAGAGCUGGAUUCUGGCUAGGAAUGAUGCAUAUGGCUGUGUGGAUUUGCGCGAGAAUGGUGUUCUUCGUGCCGGAUGUGGAGCUGGGCGUGCCGAGGAAGGGGGACCGGCCACAGAAGAAGAGCAUACUUAUGUCAGCGUCCAAUAACGCCAAAUGUUUUUCACAGCCCAGGAAUUUUUUCAUUUUUACCGAAUGAUACAUACGCUCAACGAAAUGCAAAUGAUACAGUAGCAUUUAACUCUGUUGUUGAGCCAAUAGUAAUAUGUAAAGAGAAAAAGGACCUAUCAGUUACUAGCUAUGACUAACAGUCCACAAAGGUAAAGAGAUAAUAUACAGCCAGGUGAGGUGUCAGGUCAGUGUCAUGUCGUAGAAUGUUUCAAUAUACUU